AUGGAUCCCUACAACCCAAAUAAUCCCAACUCAUGUUCACACCCGUUUUCGUCAUCCGACUACACACCCGCAAUGGACAACGCUUUUGCGGGUCACCAACAAAUGCCAAACGCUUUCAACCAAUACCCGUUCAACCCGAGGCAAAUGCAACAACCCAACAUGCCGUUCAACCCAUAUCAAAUGCAGCAACUAAUGCAAAACCCGCUAAAUAUGCCAUAUCAACCAACGCCACAAGCACCACGAACACAAAUCGAGGAACAAGAUGAUGACGUAGAGGUUGUGCGAGAAAUGCAACCUGAACCUUCAAAAAAGAAAAAUAAAAAGGGAAAUGGUAAAAAGGAAGACGCAGCCGCCAAACAACAACAACAAUGGACAAAAAAUGAGGAAGAUGCGUUGGCGAAAGCAUAUAUUAACUCUUCAACAUCUCCUAUAAUCGGUAACAAUCAACCAGGCGAUUCGUUUUGGCAAGAAGCCCUUGAUUUAUUCCACAGGCUUAUGGAACAAGGCGAGUACAGAACCAUUGAUUCUAUCAGCUCGAAGUGUUGCAAGAUGAAUACGUUGAUCCAACGCUUUUGUGGGUUUUAUAACACAACGCUCGCCAACAAACCGAGUGGGUGGAACCACGAAAAUGCUUACAAUGAAGCGGUGCGUUUAUAUGAAAAUGAGAGCAAAUCUCCUUUCCCACAUGUCCGUGCUUGGCUAGUUGUAAAGGAUCGACCAAAAUGGAAGGGAUGUCGAAAUGAGGUUGCACAAGCGAAACGAGCAACGAAACGGUCUAAAACUUCCGAGUCAGGAAGUUAUAGCGUUGGAGGCUCAACCGGUUGUUGCCAAAUAAAUAUCAACGACGAGCCCGACUAUGAGAAGGAGCCGAAUGAAGAUGGAGAACGUCCCCCAGGAAGAGACAAAAGAAGUGGUGGUGGUUCGAGGUUGGAAGGUGUUAUGGCCGAGUUGAAAGCAUUCAACCAAAUCUUUAACGAGACGCAAACCGAGAAGGUAAAGAUGAAAAAAAAACUAGCCGAUGAGAAGCAAAAGAAGCAACAAGAAGCACAGGAGUUGGAGGAAUGA
Helianthus annuus (common sunflower) is the source of this 1065-nucleotide messenger RNA. RefSeq lists its product as uncharacterized. The transcript has 3 exons. Bases 1 to 1065 code for a protein of 354 amino acids. Lineage: Eukaryota; Viridiplantae; Streptophyta; Magnoliopsida; Asterales; Asteraceae. The record is from RefSeq and is a predicted model, not a curated record.